GCGGAGGGCGGGGAAAUGCAGCCCCCGGGCCCUCAGCAGCCGCCGCAGCCGCCGCCGCUCUUCGCGCCCAACAACGGGGACUUCACUUUCGUCUCCUCGGCCGACGCCGAAGAUCCUAGUGGGUCCAUAACAGCUCCAGAUGUUAAGCUAAAUCUUGGAGGAGAAUUCAUCAAAGAAUCGUCUGCAACUACAUUCCUGAGGCAGAGGGGGUAUGGCUGGCUUCUGGAGGUGGAAGACGAUGACCCAGAAGAUAACAAGCCACUCCUGGAAGAACUCGACAUUGAUCUGAAGGAUAUUUACUACAAAAUCCGAUGUGUGUUGAUGCCUAUGCCGUCUCUUGGGUUUAAUAGGCAGGUAGUGAGAGACAAUCCAGACUUCUGGGGUCCUCUGGCAGUUGUCCUCUUCUUCUCAAUGAUUUCAUUAUAUGGACAAUUUAAGGUUGUUUCUUGGAUUAUAACUAUCUGGAUAUUUGGAUCCUUGACAAUUUUUUUACUGGCCAGGGUUCUUGGAGGAGAAGUUGCUUAUGGCCAAGUUCUUGGUGUGAUAGGAUAUUCCUUGCUUCCCCUCAUUGUCAUAGCUCCUGUACUUUUGGUGGUUGGAUCAUUUGAAGUGGUUUCUACCUUAAUAAAACUGUUUGGAGUCUUUUGGGCUGCAUACAGCGCUGCAUCUUUACUAGUCGGAGAAGAAUUCAAGACCAAGAAGCCCCUUCUAAUUUAUCCCAUCUUUUUAUUAUACAUUUAUUUCCUGUCCUUAUACACUGGGGUGUGAUCUAGUGAAAGAUGUGGCCAAAAUCCAUGUUUUCUUCACUUGCAGACUGAUAAUGUGUAAGAUUAAGGAGGCUGGAAAUAAUACAAGUGACUGUUUUGUAUCCAGUUGUCAAGAUGUUUUAAGAUUGAAGAGCAUAUUUGUGUAUAUUAUUUAAUGAAGUAAUUGUAGCUAUAUAGAUUUGUAUCAAAGUUCUAGGUUUGUUUAAGACUCUUCAGAUUUUAAUGAACAAAAUAAAAGACCUUGUGUUUUAUAAAAAAAAGUGUAGCAAAACCACAACUCUAUACCUGUGCCAAAAGCACUAGGACCAGAUUACUAUAUUAGAGGAGAAAAAUAAGUUAAUUGUAACAAUCUCAAAGUGCAAUUUUUUUCUUUUGAGCUUAAACAGCUGGCUUUUUUUGGCACAGCAAAUUCUGUAGAUAAUAUAUAUAUUUAUUAAACAGUCCUUAUUGUUCACAGAAUAGCCUGUAUAAUGAAGACAUGAAGAUACUACUUAUAAUUUAGUGCCUCAAUUACUUUCAUUUGGCUCUUGAGUUUUUAUAAAUUCCAAUUUGUUUCCAAAAUAUGUAUAUAUUGUGUAUUUUGUAUCUAUGACUUGCGUGUAGCAUACGUACUCCUUGGUUAAGGAUGUGUAUUGGGUUUUCAAAAUUUGAAAAUACAAGUAUUUAAGGUCUUCAUUUACCAUCUCUGACCAAAGGAGCAAGACACUUACUGUGUAACAGAAAACAUUAAAUUGCUUCUUUAGAGACUCAAGUUAAUUUACUCCAGUUUUAAAUUUAGAAAGAAAUAGGUGAACACCUGCCUCAACUGUAGGGCUGGUUUAGUGUCAGAGGGGGAAAAAAAAUCCAAUUUGCGUGCUCUUGAAACAGUGUUUUAUGAUGACAAAAUAAAAAGAAUGCUUCCCCAAGUAUAUUUUAUAACAUCUUGCUCUAUUUUUUUUUUUUUUUAAUAGUAAUGACAUUUAACCUGCAUUUUCCUUUUUUCCCAAGGUUGAUUCCUUACAAAAAGUAACAAUAUUUGUAAGGUCAGAUUCUCUCCCCCACACCCCCACUAGAAGAGCUAGAACUACAGCCUCAGUAACAGUCUUGCUAAUUUUGACUAUCCAAGGAUUAUGUAAGAAGGUGAUGACAUUAAAUAUUUCCUGUGUACUGUGUUGAUUGCUUAUGUAAUAGUCCUAACGGUAACGUUUCUUCUCAAGAAAACUCCACUGAAAUUCACUUUGCAUGGUACUUUGUUGUUUGCAACCUUCAGUAUUUAGCAUUACCAAAUAGAUCUCAAGUAUCUUUUAUUAUUUUAAUCUUUGGCUGGGGGAAGCAUUUCCCUAGCCUUUUUUUUUUUUUUUCCUCCAUCCCAACGCGGGAAAUAAAAGUCACCCAUGGAAGGGAAUAGCAAGGGCUAUCUUUGAUCCGUAAUGGAUGUAUUUCCUUGUGAGAAGUUUCUCAGCUUUUUCAAUGGCACAACUUGCCAGUUUAGCAACUUAUUUUUACCGCUCGUUGUUGAUGCAAAAUACAAAUGUAAAUUCCAGUUCUACUGUGGCCCUUUAGCUUACUUGGACUGCUUCUCUGGCUGAUGCUUGUGUUGGUUGGAAACAAAACUACUGAAAGUUGAUAUUGGACAUAAAACUGUAACAUAAUAUUCUGUCUUGUAAUACAUUAAAGGACAAAACCUGGUGGAGUGACUGACUUUUCACCUAAUUUUUGACUUCUGCGGAAGUUUUGGUGGAAUUGCUGUAGUCGUAUGUAUAUGCUGGCAGCUUAGUUCUUAUCUGGAAUAUUUUAAGAAUACUCAAUCCCCACUUAAAAAAAAAAAGUUAGUGAUGCACACUAGCUUUAUUUUGAAAAGUAAUCUGGUCUUACCUCUUUCAUGGCUGUGUUUCUUAAUCAGGAGUAUCAGGCUGUAAGACUCCAGACAAACACUGAGAGUUCACAUUUAAUGCCACCGCAAACAUGAGAGGUAAGGAUGCACGUAGUUUACUGUGCUGUCAGAGGGUUUAGGCUCACCUUCUCUUUGCAUAGCUGUUCUGUUGGUGUUCAUAACAGACCUGUGCAUCUGAAAUGACUAUAAACAUUGAGGAUGCAAUAACGUUCUAUUUUGUCUUGAAAUAUCUUCAUUUCCUCUGUAUUAGCGUUCUGUGAAACUGAUAGCUGCAACUGAAAUGUUCCUUUUGACAGAUUGGGCACAUGUAAUAUGCAAUGUCAAUAUGCACAACAGUACAUAUUUUGUACGCAAUUGCAGAUUUGCACCUGUUACUCCGCAUCUUUAGAGUCACCUUUUGCAUAUGCUGUGCAAAAAUAUGUACAGACAGCUCAAACGGUUCUCAUAGUUUGUAAUAACUUUGCAUUCAAUAAACUUAUUUUUAGAUAA
Lagopus leucura (white-tailed ptarmigan) is the source of this 3129-nucleotide messenger RNA. It is a transcript of the gene YIPF4, whose product is annotated as Yip1 domain family member 4. The coding region runs from base 16 to 768 and encodes 250 amino acids. Gene Ontology annotation, biological process: endoplasmic reticulum to Golgi vesicle-mediated transport; vesicle fusion with Golgi apparatus. Gene Ontology annotation, cellular component: trans-Golgi network; membrane. The record is from RefSeq and is a predicted model, not a curated record. Lineage: Eukaryota; Metazoa; Chordata; Aves; Galliformes; Phasianidae. The transcript has 6 exons.